GAAUCAUCUACAAUUUAAGAAGGUUAAGAAAUGGAAAACGGGAACGCGAGCAGAGACCUAAGAAAUAAGGAUAUUAAUUGGUCCAGAUAUGGACUUGGAACAGAGGCAGCCAGGGUUAGAGGUAACACAAGUGGUUUUGUUGAUUUGUCAAAUGAUUAUGGUGCCGGGGGUCAUCAAGCAUCAGGGGCUAAUGAACUAUUUGCAGAGGAACAAGGAGAUGUGCCUUGGUGGAAAUCUAACUUUUUUAUAUCCCAACCGGUUUUGUUUGGAACAUGGGAUGGUGUUUUCACAUCUUGCUUAAUUAACAUAUUUGGUGUGAUAGUAUUUUUACGAUCAGGAUGGAUUGUGGCACAAGCUGGAGUCUUUAGUGGCAUUUCUAUAGUUUUAUUCUCAGUGUUCACUGCCUUGAUAUCAGUGCUUUCAGCGGUAGGAAUAUGUGAAAGAUGUAGAAUAGAGUCUGGAGGCGUCUAUUUUGUUAUAGCACAUACACUUGGAUCAAGAUUCGGGGGAUCACUUGGUCUAUUAUAUUGUUUUGGCCAGGCCGUUGGUUGUGCACUCAAUGUUCUUGGUUUUGGAGAGUCAAUGGCUGAACUGAUCGGUCUUGGUGACUCAAAAUGGGCUGUACGAUUAGUUGCCAUAGCAGCUGUACUUCUUUUAAGCAUCAUUAACGUUGCAGGAGUUAAAUGGGUUAUUAAACUGCAGUUUAUCCUGUUGUUGAUAUUGCUCUCCGCGGGGCUAGAUUUUAUGGUUGGCAGCUUUGUACAUACAGAGGAAGAUAAAGGUGUGGAAGGUUGGGUCAGCGACAAUAUGGAGAAAAAUAUGUGGUCCAACUAUACCGAAGGGUACAGUUGGUUUACAGUUUAUGGAGUGUUUUUUCCUACAAUAACUGGAGUUCUAUCUGGUAUCAACAUGAGUGGAGACUUAAAAGCACCAUCGACGAACAUCCCAAACGGUACAUUAGCUGCAAUCGGAACAGCAACCUUUCUCUACCUCGUUUUUAUAUUGUUCUUGGGAGCUACGUGUACAAGAGCUAUUCUUUUAACAAAUUUUAUGAUAGCUGAAGAUGUAUCUGUCAUUGGAGUUUUAUUUCUAGCCGGGCUUUAUGUGUCAUCUAUGUCAAGUUGCUUAGGAGCUAUGUAUGGCACCCCUAGAGUGCUACAGUCAAUUGCGUUAGAAAAUGUUAUACCUGGAAUAGGAUCACUCGGAAAAGGGAGAGGACCAAACAAAGUGCCCUUAUAUUCAAUGGCUGUAGUAGCUAUUGUGACUUUUACUUUUAUAUUUAUUGGGGAAAUAAAUACAUUAGCUCCCAUAGUAACAAUGCCUUUUCUAUUAACAUACGCUUGCAUCGACUAUGCUUACUUCGCGCUAGCACAAACUUUUGAUAUACAACAUCAAAGGGAACAGAGAUUCCACAGGCCCAGGGUUCAGCAGACUUUAUGCGAAGACAGUGAUUUGGAUAGACUGUUUCCUGAACGCACAAGACAUAAAAAUCUCAGGGGCGAAUCGAGUUCAAAUUCAAUAAGUAGUCCUGAAGAAAGUAGUGAACAGACACCUAUAGCACCAAAAAUCAAUAUUCACUCCAAGCAGAAAAACUGGUAUUCAAAUUUGUGUAAUAGAUGGCUAUCUUUAUUUGGCGCUGCCUUAAAGAUAGUUAUAAUGCUGUUAGUUAACUGGUACUAUGCUCUGGCUUGCAUGAGCGUAGUCUUUUUAGUGUGGCUGUAUAUAGGAACAGCCAACCCUGCUGUUAAACCAGGACUAGCCUUCGAGUUCCACUUCUUCAGGUGGCUAAAGAGUCUAAUACUCAGAUGCAUGGGAAGGCGUGUCACGGAUUAUGAACAAAUCAUCGUUACUCCAGUUCAUCCUGGCCUGGACGUGACCUCUUCUCAGUUAAAUGAAGACAAUGAAGACUUUUCAAAUAGGAGAAGGUAUCAUCAAUCAGCUACAGUUCACGGCCAUUUGGUGAAUAUCGUUGAUUAAUUCAUUUAGAAGAUUCUGGAGUUUUUAUUUCAUAGUUUUUUAAUGUUCUAAGAGCCAAAUAUCAGUUGCUAACAUGUUUAAUAUAUUUCAUAUAAUUUUUUUCUUAAAAUUAAUGCAAUUUCUACUAAGCACAACAAACGUGAUAUAUAUGGUUAUUUAUAUGGAAAAGUUUAUAUAGUCUCAAUGGAGAGUUUACUUCUUUAUUCCUUAGGAGUCGGUGUGAUUUGACGAUUUUUUUAUAUAAAUUCUUAUUCUAAUUCUAAUUUAAUAUUUUUAUUGGGAACAAGCCACAGUUUUACUUAAAAAUAAGUUUAUUUUGUCGUUUCGAUUUCCAUUCUGGAAAUCAUUCCCAAAAUACAAAUUUAUUUUGAUAACAGUUUCCGAAAUAGAAGUCGAAUCGUAAAAAUAAACUUAUUUUAAAGUAAAACUGUGUCUUAUUUCCAGUAAAAAUAGUAAAUUGUAUUAAGACUCCACAAGAAAAUAGCUUCAGAACAAUAUAAAUUUUUAUAUAUUGUUUGAAUAGAAUUUGAGUGUAAAAAUACUUAUAUUGUCUACUACUAUUUAUAUAGAAAUAAUUUUUUCAUGAUAUUUAUUAAACUCUUAAUAGUAAGGAAUUAAAAAUGUUGGUAUAUUUUUUAUUUUAUGAUUACUCUAAAGUUUUAUAGUCGGACAAUUUUCAAUUAAAGGUGACUUAUCUACAAAUUGAACUAAACGAUAACGGCAACCAUGUUAAAUGUCAGUAGUAAAUUCUUACCGGGGUCUUUUUAUUGUGUAUGCUUCGCCCAUGUAAAUAAGUGAAAAAGUAAGAUUAUUAAUUCACACCUAUAUAUAAGGUUCUUGAACUCUUAAGUGGAGCAUAGAGCUUCAGUGAAAACGCUCCAUCGGGUUCUAUUUUGCGCUAAGGCCUUCACCUCAUUCCAAUACUUUCCUUGGCCUCUUAUCUCGUCCAUUAUGGAUCUUCUCCAAGUUGGUACUGGGCGACUUCUUUUUCUUUUCCCUUGGGGAUUCCACUCUAGGGCAGUCUUUGCGAUACUGGAACUAUUUUUUCGGAGUGUGUGACCGAUCCAACCCCACUUUCUGGUCUUAAUUUCAUUUUAUACCCUCUUUUGUUCGGUCAGGUGUAGCAGAUCUUCGUUUCUGAUGGUGUUAGGCCAGAAUGUACGGACAAUCCUUCGUAGACAUUUGUUAACAAAGACCUGCAGUUUGUCUGUGAGGGUGUUUGUCACUUUCCAGGUUUCACAUCCGUAGAGUAGAACACACAUGACAUUUGAUCGGAAUCUUUGUCCUUGUAGUAUACUCGCCAGAUCUCCAAACAGGGUUGAGCGUGCUGAAAGCUUGUUGGACUUUUCGUAUCCUCAUACGAAUAUUGUUUUCUGUACCUCCGUUUUCUGUUAUGACACUUCCAAGAUACGUAAAGUUUUCCACAUUGUCAAUCUGCAUAUUGUCGAUAGUAAAUAGCGUGUUGUUCCUUGCAUUUAUUCUUAUGGACUUGGUUUUACUAAUAUUUAUUUUCAAACCUAUUUUAUUGGCUUCAGUGGAAAGUGUUUCCAAUUGGUAGGCCAGAUCUUGGAACCUCUGACCUAAUAGGCAGAUAUCGUCCGUGUAUUCUAGAUCGCUUAGGCGUGUGGUUAACAUCCAUUGUAUCCCUCUUGUGUCGGAGUCUAGUUUGGAGAGAACAUAGUCUAUAGCUAUGUUAAAAAGAAAUGGAGAAAGCACGCAUCCCUGUCUAACUCCAGUAAGUACGUCGAAUUGGUCACUGUUGAUCCCAUUGUGUGUCACGCUGCAUUUCGCAUCAGUAUAUAGUGACUUUAUAAUAGAAAUUAUUUUUUGUAAUUCACACCUAGGAACAUUUAAAAGAAUAAGUAAAAGUUUAUUCGGUCUGUAAUAUCCAAUGUCAUUUAAUGGUUUAUUUGAUUUAUGCAAAUCAUUUUAAAAAUUAUAAUCCUAUAGUUUAGGCCCGGAUUAAUAAGGAACUUGUUUAUUUUCUCAUAUCAGAAUGAGAAAAGAAAGAACAAGCUGGUUUUAGAAAAGGAUUCAGCACAAGUGACCAUUUACUAAGUAUGAAAAUACUUACAGAACGAGCAAAUGAAUACCACUUUACUCUAUAUAUGGCGUUCACAGAUUUCGAAAAGGCUUUCGACAGUGUCGAACAUUGGGAAGUGAAAAGUUCUUUGAUUAACAGCAGAAUUGACCGCAGAUAUAUGGAACUAAUAGCUAAUAUAUCUAAGGAAGCCAAAACAACAAUUGUAUAUGAAGGAACAAAAUCAAUACAAAUAAAUAGAGCCGUGAGACAGGGUGAUACAAUAUCACCGAAACUUUUCAAUCAGGCUCUGGAAGAUUCUUUUAAAAGAUUAGAAUGUGAAGAAAAAGGUAUAAAAAUUUGUGGAUAACGCUUGAACCAUCUAAGGUACGUUGAUGACAUCGUAUGGAUACCCGAUAAAAAAGAAGCAUUAUUUGAAAUGAUGAAAGAACUGGACGUAGAAGCUGGAAAGAUAGGCCUUAAUAUGAAUUACAGCAAGACCAAAACCAUAACAAAUACAGAUGAAGACAUCACAAUGAGAAUCGGACAAGAUGAAAUAGAACAAGUUCAGGAUUGUAUAUAUCUGGGUCAAACUAUAAAACUUAACAAAGAAAACCAAACAGCAGAGAUAAAAAGACGAGUUAGACUGGCAUGGGCGGCAUUUGGCAAACUAAGCUACAUUCUUAAAAACAAAAGAUAUCCACAGCAUCUUAAGACCAAAGUAUACAAUCAAUGCGUACUCCCUGUUCUUACUUAUGGUUCCCAAACGUGGACAUUUACAAAAACAACAUGGACAAAAUCAUAAAAACCCAAAGAGCAAUGGAAAGACAAAUGUAGUACAUAAGACUAAUGGAUAAAAAGAGAAACGAGUUGAUAAGAGAGAAAACAAAAGUGAGGGAUGAUAGACAAGAAGUUGCAAAAUUGAAAUGGAGAUUUGCCAGACACAAUAUAAGACAAAAAGAAGACCGAUGGAACAAAAUUCUAUAAGUUGGAGACCGUGGGAAUAUAAACGAAGCAGAGGAAGGCCCCAAAUGAGAUGGGCAGAUGAUAUCAAGAAGCACGUGGGCUCUAGGUGGAUGACUGUAGCGACAGACAGAAAAGAAUAGAAAAAGAUUGGGGAGGCCUAUGUCCAAAGAUGGACCGAAGAAGGCUAAUUAGAUAGAUAGAUACAGAUUCGUAUUACCUAGGGUGUAUCUGUUCGACUUAAAAGAAAUAUUUUUAAAAGGUUUUAUGUCAAUUGUAUAAAAAUACAUAUUUUUUAAAUAGCUCUUAUAUAUUUUACUACAAAUGUAUUCAGAUAAUAAUGAAACUAAAGAACAUAUAAAAAAUACUCGCUACUCUUAAAAAUAAAACAUCUAUAGGUAUAGUGAUAAUAUCCGAAAAGAAAAAAAAAAUAAAAAGACAAUUCAUGUGAUAUUAAAACGUGGUACGAUCUAAAUGUAGGUGGUUACUUAUGUAGUUAGGGAGAUACAGAGUGUCUAAUAAAGAUACAGAGUGUCAAAAAAUAAUACUGAUUUUUUUCAUCAUUAUUUAUUUUUUAUCUAUUUAUUUAAAUAUUCGUUGAAAAGUUCUUUGUUGACUGAAUUAUCACAAAUCAAAAUUAUUUUAAUGCAAAAUUAAUAACGAAACCCACUCUUCUGGUGACACUCAAUCUCUAGAUUAUUUACAGUUUUAAAUAGCCAUAUAGUAUUUAUAAGACUUUAAUAUUUUAACUUUGACUGAUUUUGUUUUGGUUAACAUGAGAAAAAUAUUAUUAGAAUAACGCAUGAAGACUAUUCAUUACAUAUACAUAAUUUGUUUUAAUUGUGCAAAAAAUGUACUGAAAAAUUGCCUUUUCUGCUAUGUGAUAAGUCAGAUGAAAACUCCAGCAUUUCAAAUGUUAUCGUGUAUACAUUCAGCCUUUUUUAUUGUAAUAUAUGUAAAUGUAUUUUUGCAAUACAUUAAUUUUAUUAAAUAACUAAUUUAUU
Diabrotica balteata is the source of this 5964-nucleotide messenger RNA. NCBI's taxonomy places the organism in Eukaryota, Metazoa, Arthropoda, Insecta, Coleoptera, Chrysomelidae. The record is from the annotation of a GenBank genome assembly.